Messenger RNA from Pelmatolapia mariae (spotted tilapia), 3674 nucleotides. RefSeq names its product synaptopodin 2b (gene synpo2b). Lineage: Eukaryota; Metazoa; Chordata; Actinopteri; Cichliformes; Cichlidae. Gene Ontology annotation, biological process: positive regulation of actin filament bundle assembly. Bases 41 to 2866 code for a protein of 941 amino acids. The record is from RefSeq and is a predicted model, not a curated record. The transcript is spliced from 3 exons. Gene Ontology annotation, molecular function: actin binding. Gene Ontology annotation, cellular component: Z disc; actin cytoskeleton; nucleus.
UUCCCAGUCUUCUUUCUCCUCUCUUGGCUGUGCUGCUGAUAUGACCAUGGCCUUGACCCUGACCACAGGACAGCCCAUGGGAGCCAGUAAUAGAAAAGGCCUGGAGACUGGAAACAGCAAGCUUGAAUCUUCAGACGAAGGAGGGAGCAGUGAAGCACCUCCUGCUUCUGUCUCCUUUGGAAUUUCAGAUGAGGGUGCUGAGCAGACAGAGAAGUGGAACUCGGAGUCUGACACAGAUCUGUGCAGACCAGACAGGCAGAGGGCAAGGUACACACGGCUCAGUCGCAGUGAGAGCCAGUCAGAAAGGCAUGUCAAGGAGACCAAGUCUAAAUGCAAGAGAAUUGCUCGGCUUCUAACUGAUGCGCCAAACCCCCAAAAUAAGGGAGCCCUGCUGUUCAAAAAACGCCGGCAGAGAGUCAAGAAGUUUACGCUUGUGAGUUACGGAACUGGUGACAACAAGGUUGACAGUGAAGACCAAAUAGAGGAGGGGGCUGAAGAAGUUAGAUCAGUCGGGUAUAACUUUGUUGCCACCAGUGAUUCAGAGUUAGAGGAGCAGUAUUCGCUUUAUCAGCAGCAGCACAAUUUGAGUCUGAAUUGGGGAAGUGUUCAAGAAAUGGAUGCUCUACCAGAGACAAAAGGGAAGGGAGUUUUGAUGUUUGCUCAGCGGCGCAAACGAAUAGAUGAAAUUGUGUCUGAGCAUGAAAAACUGAGGAGUAAAGGAUUACCUAUGGAAGUAUUAACAGAACCUGAAUGUGAACAAGCACAGAAUAUUUACGACACUGAGGAAAUGUAUGCGCAUGCUGAUCAGGCAGAUCAGAGUUAUAUGAAUGCAAAUCUCAAGCAGCAUGGAGAAUACCAAGAAGAUUUCCAGGACAUGAACCAUCUGUCCAAUGUGCCAAAACCCUUGGUACCAAACAGAACUGCAAGGCCUUUUCUAGGAUUUCAAGAUAGCCCAAGUUCUACCCCCAUACCUGGGAGUGUUGUUCCAGUUACAAAGAAACAUGAAACAAGAUUUAAAGUACCUGUGCCUAUUAACACUAACCCACAGGUUUGGUCUCCAACUGGAGACAUAAUAGCCUCAAGAGAUGAGCGAAUAUCUGUGCCAGCCAUCAAAACUGGCAUCCUACCAGAAUCAAAACAGAAAGCCACUAAUAAACAAUCAUCUGUGCGGGCACAAUAUUCAGAUCUUCACACUCAAAACAAGGGGGAAAGGAGGUCUUAUAUUGAGUCGGAGGAGGACUGUUUUAGUCUAGGUGCUGAAGCUUGUAAUUUCAUGCAACCCAGAACAAUAAAACUCAAGAAUCCCCCUCCAGUAGCCCCAAAACCCACCAUCAACCCAAACUGUCCACCAUGGAUGAGAAGGAGCCCCUCCAGCGAGCCCAAUAUUCCGCCAAGAAGUCCGGUUUCACAACCUUCGCACAGUCCCGUGGGUCCUCAUAGUCAGAAUUACUUACAGCAGCAAGACUGGGCUCAGCUUCAACAGAUGGCCAACCGCUGGGCACCAGAUCAAACUCAGGCAACACUUCAAACACCUACUAAUGCCUGGGCUCCGGACAGCUCUUCUCAGCUUCAUCUGCAGCCAACCACAAAUAGCUGGAGUCAACAGCAGCAACGAUCCCCUGUGAGUAUGCAGGCCCACAGUCCUACUUACAGACCACAGUAUCCAACUUCACGCUCAAAGAACAAGGCAGACAGCACUUCACACUCAAUUGCCUCUUGCCCACCACAAGCAGGGAAGUCAUAUAUCCACUCGUCAAAAGCACCACAGUUUUCUCCAAAGGGUCGGGUCUCAGACAGAGGUACCAGUUGGGCUGGUGAUGGUCCAGCUAUGACUGGAAAAGGUGCAGAAUUGUUUGCCAAAAGACAGUCCCGUAUGGAGAAGUUCGUUGUUGAUGCUGAAACAGUGCAAGCAAACAAAACCAGAUCCCCCUCCCCGACCUCGUCCCUCCCGAACUCUUGGAGGUAUUCAUCGAAUAUUCGUGCCCCACCUCCAUUAUCCUACAAUCCCCUUCUUUCUCCUUUCUAUGCUGCAGCCAAACAACCCCCUUCCACAAGCCCAAAAGUCAAUGUCAAGACCAAAGAGAAAUCUAAAUCAGCCCCCAAGCAACUCAACUCUUUAGAUAUAAUGAAACAUCAGCCUUAUCAGUUGAACUCAUCACUGUUCAAAUAUAAUGUGGUCCCUGGAACCAAAAGCCCCAUCCCCAGCCCCACCCCCAGUCCCAAACCAGCCCCAGUGUCAAAGUUUGAGGUUACCAAAAACCUUAAACUUAGAGUUGCCUCUGCCACUUCUCCUUAUAAUGCCUCUGAGCUUGCUGUUGAAAGCAAGGCAGAAGUCCCAACUAAGUCACCUGGAUCGGGAUUUGGUAGAAGUCGUUCGCUGAGCCUGCCUCAGAGACUGAAUUCAAUGCCUUCUCCUGGACAUCUGUCACCAGUGAGCACACCCGGGGUACUGCCAAUACAGAGGCAAACAUCAUUCCAAGAAAAAGUCCGCAAACCACUUACACCAUGGGAGGCAGCAUCAAGAAGCCCUAUUGGCUCUGUGGAUGAAGCCUUUUUGUUUCUCCCCUCAUCUGCAGCUACUAAUGCCAAAGCUGCAAAGCACCGGGGAUCUCUGCCAGAGCCUCCAGAAGAAUGGAAACGCAGGGUAUCUCUUGAUCCUGCACCUGUCAGUAAGAGUCAUUAUCAUCAUGAGGCCCCAGCUUUUCACAUUCUUACCAAGAGCAGGACAUUCUCACCUGAGAAACCAGCCUUCUAUGGGCCUCCCUUCAGACCUGCCCAGCCUCUUAGGGCCAGUAUUGGGCAAAUGGCACAAAGCUUCAGUCCAACAAAGUGCUCUCCUGUGUACAGUGCAUUUCAGAGAAGUUAAUAGAUGAAGUCAGAUAUCAGAGAAAGAGAAAUAAUAAACAAUAUUAGCAUUGUAAGGCACAGAUUUUCCUUCAGAGUAUAGAAAACAUGAAAUGCAGAGAAUUGUAUUUGUCACUAGGAGAUGGAGUACUGUAUGUUGAAAAAUGAGAGUAAGGCUUUGGCACAGCUUAAGCCAUUUGUUAUGUUGGUUUUGCAUUUAUGACAGGAUGGAUAAUUAUGUUGAUUGCAUGAAAAAAUCAUUUGGUUUAAAGCAAGAACGUACUGUGACGAUUGUGUGAGAUAUGAGCUCAGCUUUCAUGGGAAAUGUUGCUAUUGUGCCACCAGAGUGUCAUCCAAACAGUAUUAUAUCACUCAUCUUAUAAUAAUCAGAUUUUUUCUCAGUAGUAAUGCAGUGGCGAUUACACAAGUAACCAUUUCCAAUUAUUUCAUUCACUUUUUAUUGACUUGUGUGUUUUUCAGACGUCAUAUGGUUCCUAUUUUAUCUUUUGCAAUGCAUUGCCAGAAAAGUAGUAACCUUACAAUCAGUGUGUGUGCCUUAAGGAAAGUGUUAUUUAAAGUGACAAACUGUGUGUUGGCUUAUUUGCUUUUAUUUUGUUGAUCUUUUAAUAGGAAUGAAUCCUGCAUGCAUGAAUAAAUUCACAAAGUUUCCCACCUUUGAUUAGACACUGUGUGGUGUUUAAGUGUUAACAGAAGCAGAUGCUGUCCUUGAGUGCCAGAGUUUCCACGUGACGCGUGCAGAUUUAAAGUUGGGCUCUUACCGUGUACAAUGUCAUUGUUUUCACUUUUGAAACACAAGAAAUAAAACAGAU